This is a messenger RNA of Saxophila tyrrhenica, 282 nucleotides long. Its product is annotated as High-affinity nicotinic acid transporter. The transcript is spliced from 2 exons. Gene Ontology annotation, cellular component: plasma membrane. NCBI's taxonomy places the organism in Eukaryota, Fungi, Ascomycota, Dothideomycetes, Mycosphaerellales, Extremaceae. The record is from RefSeq and is a predicted model, not a curated record. The coding region runs from base 1 to 282 and encodes 93 amino acids. Gene Ontology annotation, molecular function: transmembrane transporter activity.
AUGCGAUUUUACAACAACGAGAAGACGGAAACCGUCUCCGACUACCCUCCAGAAGAUGGCUACGCCGGCGAUGCAUACUCGCCCAACGGCGACAGCGACAGCGAGGUCGUGCAAUGUCCGCCGCACACCACAGAGCGGAAACUGCUCAUGCGCAUAGAUCUGCAUGUUAUCCCAUUCUUGUGCAUCAUGUAUCUGUUGGCCUUCCUCGACCGUAUAAACAUCGGAAACGCAAAUGUCUUUGGCUUGAGCGAGGAGCUCGGCCUUGAGGAGGGCAACAAGUAG